UCCUGGCCCCUGUCCCCCCCUCUUCCACAGGCCGAAAUUCUCCGGACCCGCGCGGAACAUUUUGUACAGCAGCUGCGACCCAGCACAUAAGAGCAUUCCACUCGGACCAUAGCCUUCUCUCUCGCAAGCUCGAAACGCACUCGGCACUUGGCGUUCUCCGUAGUUGGCGUGGCCUUUCGCGUUCAGAUCAUCCAGCAAAGAUGUCGACCAGCGAGUUAGCUUGCACGUAUGCCGCACUCAUCCUGCACGACGAUGGAAUCCCCAUCACUGUAUCCUUUUUUGAAGUGCCGUAAUUGUUCUGCCGCCAUCGCGUCGUCAAGCACACUUUCACGAACCCUAACUCUGCUAUCAUCUGAGAAGCUGCCAAUCGGGAAUGUAGGGACAGCAGAUAAAAUCACCACCUUGGUGAAGUCCGCCGGUGUGAAGGUUGAGGGCUACUGGCCUGCUCUGUUUACCAAGCUGUUCGAGAAGAGAAGCCUAGACAGCCUCCUCGUGAACGCGGGCUCUGGUGGUGCCGCUGCGCCAAUGGUCAGUGGUGGCGGUGGUGGUGGCGGAGGUGCUGCCGCCGCGGCUCCUGCGGAGGACAAGGUUGAGGAAAAGAAGGAAGAGGAGCCGGAAGAGGAGGAAGACGACGACAUGGGUUUCAGUCUGUUCGACUAAAAUGCUGCUUUUUGUUGACCCUUUUUUCUGGGCGGAUGGCGGCCAUUACCGCAUCGUGUAGUGUCGUCAGAACGUCUUCCGUUUCUGUUCUGGAUUGCUUUCUCGUUUUCUUCUCUGUGGGCGAUUCUGAGUUCGGCGCGUCUGUUGUUGGAGGGUUUAGUUCGCCCGCCCGGUUCUCCGGCCGCCGCGAGUUGUGAUAUAAUGGGAGCCACAGCUGCAGGCGCGCUGUUCUUAUCGCGGUCCCUGUCAGGGUUUCAUUAGCCGAUUGAAAGGGAGAGUGGUCGUGUUUCUUUCCAGCGACGCAUUAGGGUUCUCGAGUCGCCGAGAGGUGUGAUACUCUGGAAGCAGCUUCAGGCGCGCUGUUCUUGUGGCGGUCUGUUGCGAUUUCUUGAGCCGAUUGAGUAUUCUCUAGUGGUGUUGUGUUCUCUCAAGUGAUGUAAUCGGAUGAGUACUGGCAUCUCCGUAUUCACACGGAAUGCGAGUGUUCUUAAAGAUGUAACGAAAGAUUGGUGACCUGCUGAGUUUCCAAUUCAGAGCAAUUUUGAGAGGUGUUUUUUUUUUCUUGUUUGACCAAAUCCUGUUUUAUUUCCACACAAUUAUUUCUGGUUCUAUUCACUGGUUGUUAGCGUUUGUAUUUCAUGCUGCUCUCGAAACAAAUUCCAAUUCUUCUAGAGGUCUGUUAUUGUGUUGUGUAUGGAAUGCAUGCUGCUGUUAUGGUGUUGUGUAUGGAAUGCAUGUCGCUGUUAUGGUGUUGUGUACGGAAUGCAUGCUGCUGUUAUGGUGAUGUGUAUGGAAUGCAUGCGGCUGUUAUGGUGUUGUGUAUGGAAUGCAUGCUGCUCUGGAAACAAAUUGGACUUCUUGGUGCUUCUUACUUCCCCCAAGACCUUCCGGAUUUUGCUGCAUCUACUUGCGCCCCCCUUUAUGAGAACGAUCUGCACGUCGUUCUCUCUCGAUGAAAUACCCACGACAGAUUGCGGAUACGGCGUCCUGUGACUGAGGUCCGCCGUAAUGUUUCACCAGUCGUCGUUCUGUGUGUGUCAAAGAUACUCCCUGGCCUCGUGGUUUCGCCGCGGCUAUCUGUUUUCUGUCCCGGGGUCCUUGAAUCCCUAGGUUUUCCACGGUAUUCCCUUUAUGUUGUGCAACUGCGGUUUGUUCUCUUGUCCUGGGGGUCUGUUCCUGGAAGUUUCGGUUUCAACGAUGCUCCGUCCAUGGGAUGAUGCUGAGGCGGCCGUUGUCUCCAUUCUGGAGUAUGUUCUUUGAAUCUUAGGUGUCGAGUGAUGUCGAUAUGGAGAUCACUCACAGUCGGCGAAAGAUGUGGCUCUGCAUGCGGCUGCGUGUUGAUUUCGGUCUGCUGCGCUGAUCAGCUGGGUACAUGCAUAGAGGGGAGAAUAUCUAUAGGUUGGAGUCGUCCCGAAUAGAACCAAACCCCGGUCUUUUACGAGCUGCGGUGUGGGGGAGGGCUAUAAGAUAAGGUUCAUUGAUCCAUCUGAGUGUCGCAGGCUGUAGGGAAAGUCUUCGAUUGACUGAAUUGUCACUGGGGAAUUUCAGAACGGUCUGUCGAUCUUACAACUAAGAAUGGACGACUCCUUCAGUUGAUGUGUGUCGCGGAGAUUUGUUCUUGAUCG
Messenger RNA from Chara braunii, 2285 nucleotides. The record is from the annotation of a GenBank genome assembly. Lineage: Eukaryota; Viridiplantae; Streptophyta; Charophyceae; Charales; Characeae.